Molecule: messenger RNA, 1011 nt
Organism: Mizuhopecten yessoensis (Yesso scallop)
Lineage: Eukaryota; Metazoa; Mollusca; Bivalvia; Pectinida; Pectinidae
Exons: 6
Molecular function (GO): protein binding
Source: RefSeq, a predicted model, not a curated record
CCAUAUUCAUGUCACAACAUUGAGGGUUAUUAAAGGGGAGUAACCUCGAUUGACUUACGGGCUGCUGAAUACCAGCUGAUCUCGAGCGAUUUAGGUAGGCCUGGUGGGGGCGAGAAUUAUUAGCCCGAUACAAACAGUCGGUACGGAAGUCAUCCCCAUGUCGGAGGCAUGGAGAUCUACAGAGCCGUGUCGGAUUUUGCUUCACCCUCUGUUGAGGGUUCCGAGAAUAUUCUCUCGUUUGACAAAGGGGACAGGUUUGAAAUAUUUGACUGUCACAAGACGGGGACAGAAUGGUGGGGCGCUCGUGCUCUGAGCAGCGAUACUGUUGGAUAUGUACCGUCCAGAUACAUGGAGUAUGAGGAGAGGAAGAUUGGACGAUUAUUACCUGAGAAUUAUGAGAGUCAAAGAGAGGAAUCACUGAGGAAGUUUACCAACAUGCAAAAUGCCGCGAACCACCAGUCACCAGUCACUCCGGAAACACCGGUACCAGACUAUGAAGAGGAGUCACCAUGGAUGCAAAUCAAUGAGAAACAAUUACGUUUCGCCCAGCAGUUUGGAAAUGUAUUGUCCAGUAUUGCAGAUAUAGAUGACCAAAACCUGGAGGUACCAGAGCCAGAACCUGACUAUGAUGAUGAUGUCCUUGACGGCCCAGGCACGAAUCCAGAUUCGUCGUCCGUGUCGGAACUUCAGAACCGCCUGGAGCCGGUGAUAAUGCGUGAACGACCUUCUUCCCUGUCUGACCGCCCACCCUCAGAGGGAGACGAGUCCGCACUCAUACAGCCGAAACGCUUGGUGAACCCCUGCAUUGAGUCGAAACCCAGGAUGAAUCUACACAAGGAGCUUCUUUUGAACUACAAAAUGGGUAAGAAUGUGCUACAGAAGCCAGAACUUAACAAGGUGCUGGAGGAGCGUAAGGAGAGGCAGAAGAAACAGGACUGGGUCCAGCGUGAGUCAACAAAACGCACAAGUCUGGAGCUCAAGCUGGAGAAGCAGGCCAGGAAGGUGUCUGAG